UCGUUGCACUGUGAAUCAGAGGGAUUGGCACAUCUUGUUUUACUCGGGCGUUUAAUUUGGGCACGAUUUUCUUUCUUUGAAAAUACACAUAAAUAAAGUUUAAUCCCGCUCUUUAGUUUUUAAACCUUAAUCAAAAGCAGUUUUUUGAGAAGGCGGCUGGCUUGCGAAGACGGUUGCCUCCUCCCCCGAAGUCAAAACGCGAUAUUCAUGUGCAGACAUCAGCUGCCUUCCUACAGGGAAUCGCAGAGGGCGGCACCGGAGACGACCCAGACCAAGUCUGACUGCGUCCCGAACUCUCCCUCCUGACCUGCUCCACGUCGAGAACCAUGCAACUCGCGGCUUACCUGCUCUGCCUUUCGUUCGCGAGUCUGGUCUCAUGCCAGCUGCCCCUUGGAAAAAGGAACUUUAAAUGUGGAGGAAUUCAAAGCGGAGUGUCAGGUUUCAUUGGAAGUGACGGAUUCCCUGGACUCUACCCGCCCAACAGCAAAUGCUCAUGGAAAAUCACGGUACCAAAAGGUCGGGUGGUUGCUCUCAAUUUCCGGUUCCUCGAUCUGGAACGUGACACACUCUGUCGAUACGAUUACGUUGAUGUUUACGAUGGUCAUGUCAAUGGCCAGCGGUUGGGCAGAUUUUGUGGUACAUCAAAGCCUGGCGCCAUCAUCUCAACUGGCAACAAAAUGUUGGUCCAGAUGGUAUCCGAUGCCAACACUGCAGGAAAUGGUUUUGUCGCUAUGUAUUCUGCAACUCGGCCAAACCAGAGAAAUGAUCAGUUUUGUGGUGGUCGUCUGGAAAAAUCAUCUGGCUCCUUCCAAACACCCAACUGGCCAGAUUAUGACUACCCAGCGGGAGUCUCCUGCUCGUGGCACAUUGUGGCGCCCAAACAUCAGAUUAUUGAGUUAAAAUUCGAGAAGUUUGAUGUCGAAAGAGACAACUACUGUCGAUACGAUUAUGUUUCUAUAUAUAACGGUGGUGAGAACAAUGAUGCCAAACGAAUUGGCAAGUUCUGUGGAGACAGCCCUCCAGCGCCAGUUCUGUCACAAGAGAAUGAAAUAGUGGUGCAAUUCCUCUCGGACCUGAGUGUCACGGCGGAUGGGUUUCUGGCUCACUACAAAUUCAGAUCAAAGAAGUUUGUCAGCACAGCAGCACCAGUCACAGUACCUCCCGUAACAACCUUGAAACCUACUGUACCUCCUUGCCAACUGAAAUGCAAAAGAAGCAGUACAAUGGGAAGCAAUUUCUGUACCAGUGACUUUGUGUUGACUGGGACGGUUAUAAAUGCUGUGAACCGCAAUGGCAGUAUCCAUGCAACUAUCUCUAUUAUAAAUAUUUAUAAAGAAGGGACAUUGGCAAUUCAACAGGCAGGGAAGAACAUGAGUGUCAAAAUAAUUGCAAUCUGCAAAAAAUGUCCAAUUAUUAAACGAGGACUGAACUACAUUUUCAUGGGACAGGUGGAUGAAGCAGGUCGAGGCACAGUGCUUCCCAAUAGCUUUGUCGUGCCCUAUAGAUCAAAGAAUCAAAGGUUCCUCAACAUCUUGAAAAACAGACGAUGCUAAACACACUAUGUGAACAGUGACUUUAUUUUCUAUUUAUGAUGCAAGAAACCUUCCUGAUUUUUCCAUUAAUUUGUUACAAAGUGCUCUUCCUAAUCUAUAAGGGACAUACUGUUGGCAAAUAGAAGUAUUCAAGUCUGGAAUAUGUCUAAUUAAAGUGCUCCCUGGAGUUUGGAUGUUUGCUCUAGCUAUUUUAAUCCUUGAACGAGUAGAGAAAAAGUCUGGACAGAAAGAAUAUCCCCAAAUUCAGCUUGGCUUUGGAACAGUCUAUUUAUAACAAUGAUGACAGAGAUUGAUCCAAUGUUUAUCUUAUAUAUCUAUAUCAUAAUAGAUGGUUGAAAGUGCAAUAACAAUGUACAGCAGCAAAUAUGUGAUGUAUUGAGAUUAAUUUGUAUUCAUCUUUAAUUAUUUGAUUCUGUUUCUUCAACUGUCACUGUUUGCAUAAUAUCGGCUGCUUAAUAAAAAAAAGUUGUAUUUGGAA
Messenger RNA from Leucoraja erinaceus (little skate), 2031 nucleotides. RefSeq names its product procollagen C-endopeptidase enhancer 2b (gene pcolce2b). NCBI's taxonomy places the organism in Eukaryota, Metazoa, Chordata, Chondrichthyes, Rajiformes, Rajidae. The record is from RefSeq and is a predicted model, not a curated record. Bases 327 to 1553 code for a protein of 408 amino acids. Gene Ontology annotation, molecular function: protein binding. The transcript has 9 exons.